Papaver somniferum (opium poppy) is the source of this 1327-nucleotide messenger RNA. RefSeq names its product eukaryotic translation initiation factor 3 subunit G-1-like. The transcript is spliced from 3 exons. The record is from RefSeq and is a predicted model, not a curated record. NCBI's taxonomy places the organism in Eukaryota, Viridiplantae, Streptophyta, Magnoliopsida, Ranunculales, Papaveraceae. Bases 63 to 641 code for a protein of 192 amino acids. Gene Ontology annotation, molecular function: RNA binding.
UAAUUCCUAAGUUUUAUUUCUUGACAAAUUUCUUCUCUUUUUUCCUAAGAAAAGAACAAGAUAUGGAUCAUGGGGUCGAAGAUGUUGGCUCUGCUGCUCAAGUUAUAGAUCUUGGCGAGGAAACCAAGAACCUCGAGGGACAUACCUGCGACAAUUGUGGGGAUAUUGGUGAUCACUGGACAACAGACUGUCGUUCUGGAAUAUAUGGCAGGCAAAAAAAGUAUGACCGAAACUCUAUCCGUUUUAGAAACCUCCCCACAGAUACCCUCGACAAAGACUUGAAAUGGCUGUGCCUUACUUAUGGCCCAGUCGUUCGUGUUGCUGGUCCUGAAAUUAAGGAGAUGGGAGACCGGGCCGUGGUAGCCUUUGAGAACAGGAAAGAUGCAAAAAUGGCAAUUGAGAAGCUCAAUGGUUCCACUUAUAAAGGUCGCGUUAUCACAGUCGAGUGGUCUUCUGCACCAGGCCUCCAGAAAAAUUCAUGCAAGCAUUGUUCCAAGACUGACUCGAAUUUGAUUGCUUCUAAGACGAUGGGCAAGUAUGUCCAAACCGCUAUCCGUGUUAGAAACUGCGCAGGAGAAGCUGACAGGUCAGACAUAGCGGCGCUUUGCGGUACUAUUGGGCCAGUUUUUUGUGUUUUUUAGCCUGGAUUGUAUUAUGAGGGCAAGGGACAUCUAGGUUUGCUGGUAGCCUUAGAGGACAAGGAAGAUGCACAAAAGGCAGUUGACAAGCUUAACGGUUCUGUUUUUAAGGAUCGCGUUCUUAUAGUCGAGUGGCCUUUGACGAAAUCUUAAAACUAUCUCUCUGUUUGCUAUUUCUCGUAUGUAAUUUUCUUUUGGAAAAUUGGAAGAUAUUGUUGCUGGAAAAAGAGAGUCGAAGAAGAUGUUCUCUUUCUUUAACAAUAUCAGCAAUUUUUGUCAGGUAAUUUUUUUUUUAUUUUUUUUUGUUAAGUGUAGAUGUAACUCAUGGGUCUUCAAUGUUACAAUACAUCUCCUCGGAAUUUUCAGCAAUUUUUGUCAGGUGUCUUGGGGUUUUUGAUUGGUGGAAAAUCUACCUUCUGCAACACAUUUCAGGUCUAUCGAGGCCAAUCCAGGAUCAUUACAAUGUUUUCAGGUUCGUCGAGUCCAAUUCAAGAUCGUUACAUCACUUUCAGUAAAUUUGGGAAAUUUAGUUCAACUCAACCGAUUUGAGGGCUUUUCGAACUUUUUCCGUGUGAGAUUACUACCACCUAGUGCACUUAACUGGUCGUUGGCCAAGUUGAGGGUACUUUUUAUAUUUUAAAGUAAACGUGGUGCCUUAAAGAUAACUAAUUCAAAAAGGGAUAUUGUAU